AUUCAUAAAAUAUCUAUUUUCAAUUUAAAGGCUUUUAUUUUAUUUUGUGCUGUAACGGUCUCUUUAAAUACGAAUGUAACACAUCAAAUAAUAAAGGAAGUGAUGGCAGUAGAAUGCUUGAAAAACGUCGAAACAAUUGUGGGACCUUACGAUGCCGAUAUUAAAAGGAUUUAUAAACACAUUUUGCCUACCAUAAAAUAUGUGAGCAGUUGGUAUCACUUUCGACAAAUCAUAAAGGAAAUAUGGGCGAGAAAUUUUUUAACAAAUGAUUUGAAUGGAAUCUUUAGUGCAGCAUUUGUUAUUCCUUUAUUUCCUGCGAAUUUUUUGUUAGAUGCUUAUCGAGAGUUUACAAACCUAGCGGAAAAAUCAGAAGAGCUCAAAGGAUUUUUAAAUGAAGUACUAGUAGUUAUUACAAAUUUAGCUUCUGAAAUUAGCAUUGAUAUUGAAGAUCAAAAGAAAUAUCUAAAUGUUUUUGAAAUCUGCGAAAAGCAGUUUGAUGUAGUUAAAAGAAGCAAGUCACUAGGAAACUUAUUCGGAUGUUCUAGAGAUAUUUCAUGA
Molecule: messenger RNA, 558 nt
Organism: Leptopilina boulardi
Lineage: Eukaryota; Metazoa; Arthropoda; Insecta; Hymenoptera; Figitidae
Exons: 3
Coding region: 103-558 (151 amino acids)
Source: RefSeq, a predicted model, not a curated record